Messenger RNA from Dendrobium catenatum, 542 nucleotides. Its product is annotated as histone deacetylase 2-like. The record is from RefSeq and is a predicted model, not a curated record. The coding region runs from base 1 to 378 and encodes 125 amino acids. The transcript is spliced from 5 exons. NCBI's taxonomy places the organism in Eukaryota, Viridiplantae, Streptophyta, Magnoliopsida, Asparagales, Orchidaceae.
AUGGGAAACCUGAACUCAGAUCCUAAUGUCCUUACAAAUGAAGCUGAAGUAGCAGAUUCAAUGUUUGAGGAGCCAUUCCCGCUGCUGGUGCUGUUGCUGAUUGCAAGAAAUCAAUUUAAUCCCGAGUUGGUGGUUUACAAUGCUGGCACUGAUAUUCUAGAUGGAGAUCCUUUGGGAAGGUUGAAGAUCAGCUCUGAGGGAGUGGUGAUAAGAGAUGAAAAGGUCUUCAGAUUUGCAAAAGAAAUGAAUGUACCCAUUGUCAUGCUAACUUCAGGUGGUUACAUGAAAUCAAGCGCUCGAGUUAUUGCAGAUUCAAUUACAAAUCUUUCAAAGAAAAAUUUGAUUGAUCUGAACUCUUCUACAAAUAACAAUCUGUAAUAUUCUGAUAUCUAUGUUUUUUAAUUGUAUAGAAAAAUGUUUGUAAUUAAUAUGAGAUGUAUGUUUGAUGAGAAAAUUUUUUUGCAUGCAUACCUUUUCUAUGAAAACAUUAUUAUGCAAAUCAUAGUUCUAUUUGAAAUAUAAAAAUGUGAUGAUUUUGUUCA